UUAGCUUUCUGCAUUAAUGUCUAUACAUUCCAACUAUUUAAUAAAAACUCAUGCUAAAUUGUAUAGCUUUACUUAAACUGACAACAACUAAUAAAACUUCCUUAUAAAAUUAUACUUCUUUUUACAGGCUGAACCAGAAUACGACAAAGAACAACUCAGAAUCAUGCGUAAUGCCUUCAAAGCCUUCGAUCCUGAUGAUAAGGGUGUCAUUGAACAUGCCGAUGUUAUACAGAUUUUAGAAAUUCUUGGUCAAAAACUCGAUGACAAAGCCGUUAAGGCAUUAAUUAAAGAAGUCGAUAAGGGCAAUUCGGGUAAAUUGGACUUUAAACAAUUCUGUAAAUUAGCUUCACGUUUCGUCGAGGUUGAUGAGGAUGGUCCAGUUUUGAUGGGUGAACUAAAGGAAGCCUUCCGUAUUUACGACAGAGAGGGUAAGGGCUAUAUUACAGUUGCCACCUUGCGUGGUAUUCUCAAAGAAUUAGAUGACAAACUAUCGGCCAAGGAAUUGGAUAUGAUUAUUGAGGAAAUUGAUGCUGAUGGGUCGGGUACCGUUGAUUUUGAUGAAUUUGUACAAGUUAUGAACGGUUAAGUUUUUGGAAUACGUUAAGGAAGGUCUACUGAAGCGGUCUUUUCAAAACCGAGAAGUUGUAUAUUUUUAUUUAUACACAUAUAUUUUUUUGAUUUUUAGUUUUGAUUUAAUUAUGUAUUGUUGUAUAUUAAACUAUAUACAAAUUUAAUAAAACAAAAUUGAAAUGAAAACUUAA
Messenger RNA from Lucilia cuprina (Australian sheep blowfly), 761 nucleotides. Its product is annotated as troponin C-like. The record is from RefSeq and is a predicted model, not a curated record. The transcript is spliced from 4 exons. Gene Ontology annotation, molecular function: enzyme regulator activity; calcium ion binding. NCBI's taxonomy places the organism in Eukaryota, Metazoa, Arthropoda, Insecta, Diptera, Calliphoridae. Bases 164 to 586 code for a protein of 140 amino acids.